UUUGAGGAAAAAUAUCGGUCGUCAAGUAUUAUAUUAUAAAACAUACAAUAUUGGUGGAUAUUAUAGUAAAAUAUACCUCACCACUUAUUACUUCUUAGCAUUAUUUUCUAAAAACUAUUUGUUAACGACUAUUUUGUAAUAUAAAAACAUAAUUAUCACAAAAUAGUUUAAAAAGAUUCUGCAGUAUUGCUAAAGCAAUGUGUUUGACAAAACCAAGGGCUCGAAAUAUCCAUUCAAAUAUUUCAAACGAAGUAAAAUUACAAAGUAAGCAUAACAGAAAAAUAUGCUCAAAUCUUACCCUGCAGAUGUCUUUAUAUUUUAAUUCAGUUUUUUUGCCCGUUUGGUCAAUUGUCAUUAUUCUUUUUAUGAAUAAAAACUACCAGUCUUACGAUGAAUUGUAUAGAUAUAUAUCGGUUACUGUUGUUAGCACCAUAUUUGGCGUGGAAUUCUUAAGGAUUUAUUUGGGAUAUGAAGGCAAUCUUAAGGAUAAAAUUCCAGAACUGGCAGGAUUUUGGAUGCUUUCAAUACUACUUCAGUUACCCCUUCAAGGUUUUUUAUUAUUCAACCCUUAUUUCCGUAUGUACGUAUUGGAAAUAAUUGUCCAAUCUAUAAUGUUUAUUCUUCUUUGUAUACAGCUCAUAUCGGGUUACUGCGCUAUUAAAUACACUGCAUCUGAACAAACCGCAGUAUAUAAGUUAAAGAAACAGAAGCAACAAGAAAAGGCUACAGCAAAUAACACUGAUGAUUGUUUAAAUCAGGACAAAGGCGAAUGUAAUGUAGAAAAUAAUCAAUAA
This is a messenger RNA of Diabrotica balteata, 794 nucleotides long. Lineage: Eukaryota; Metazoa; Arthropoda; Insecta; Coleoptera; Chrysomelidae. The record is from the annotation of a GenBank genome assembly.